Messenger RNA from Nylanderia fulva, 3447 nucleotides. RefSeq lists its product as uncharacterized. Gene Ontology annotation, cellular component: AMPA glutamate receptor complex; postsynaptic density membrane. Gene Ontology annotation, molecular function: channel regulator activity; voltage-gated calcium channel activity. Gene Ontology annotation, biological process: neurotransmitter receptor internalization; positive regulation of synaptic transmission, glutamatergic; regulation of AMPA receptor activity. The record is from RefSeq and is a predicted model, not a curated record. NCBI's taxonomy places the organism in Eukaryota, Metazoa, Arthropoda, Insecta, Hymenoptera, Formicidae.
UUUUUUGUUCACCGGCUCGCCGACCGCUUGUUGGGGCAAAAACCGGAAAGCAAUUAUUGCUAUUACUCCGUUGUCGGCGAGGCGGGAGAUUUUUAUCGGCUCGCGGUCGAGGGAGAAAGAGAGAGAGAGAGAGAGAGAGAGAGUGAGAUUUCUCGAAGCUGGGGAGCGUUUCGGGCAUUUUUUUUCGCGACUAUAUUCGGCGAGAUUUUCUCUUUCAUCGCUGAGAUUAGGGCGUCGUGGUUUUAUUCAGAGCUGACGACUCCUCUCGUUCUCCGAAAAGGAUUAUUUACGAACCCCCGAACGUGAAGAAGAUAAAGAGCAAAACCUGCCCGCCCUCUCUCUCUCCCGCGAUUUCAGAGUAAAGAAAAAAAAAUCCAUUGAGAAAAAAAGUCGGGGACUCUAUCUCAUCUAUCCUCGACGCGGAAAACGCGGUGGCGAUAAUGGCGAUCCAUCCUCUUUCACCUUCCCCGUCCUUUUAUCAAUCCCACCCCCUAACCCGCGCAUCUUUUUGCUCGUCUUUUUUUUUUUUCAAGCCGCCCGCGAUAACGGCAAUCGGAAUUAAUUUCUUGGGGAGCGGGCAAACGCGCGUUUUAAUGGUUUCUCCACAUAACGAGAAAUCCAUUAACGGUCGCCAUUCCUUUCAGAAGAAUUCAGGCAUCUUUUACAUUUUCAUGAUAUUUCUCGCGAUUAUUUCGAUCGUACGUAAAUAUAUGGAGAAUAUUUCUUUGCAUAUAAUUUGAAAAUCAUCUUAAGGCAAAAAGAGCCUAUAAUCGCGAGAAAGUGCGGGAUCUUUUCGACUCAAAUUAUUAAAAGUGGAAACGAAAAGGGAGAAAGGGAUUAAUUAUAGCUUCUGGCUUUCGUGUUUGCGAAAAGAAAUAAUACAAAAAAAAUUUUUAAUAAUUUAAAAAAUAAAAAAAAACAAGACUGUUCCUAAUAAACAUCGAGGACACUAAUUCGAGAAAGGGAAGUCGGAAAUGCAGGGCGAAGGGAUGAAUCGCGGCGUUUUUCUCGCGCUGCGCAGGUGAUUUGCUUCGGAGGAUGUCACCCUGAGGUCCGUUACUCGGGAAAACGAAGAUGUGUUGCUCGGGUGGUCCAGGUGGUAUCGCGUUGACCAGAUGCGGGGUCGUGUGCGGCCUCGCCGCUUUAGCGGCCCUCAGCGUCGCCCUUCUGGGCCCGACCUGGCUCCAUACCGAGGAGAAGCUCGCCCUGCCGAAUGCACCGAGAAACUACGCCAAUGUGGCCAGCGUGAGAUUCAAGCUCGGGCUCUUCAGAGUCUGCCCGAAGAUCGUGAACCCCACCAACUUUACGAUUCCGUUCUCUACGCCGGCUUGUAGUUACGUGAGAUACAGCAGUUUGGAGGACGUGAGGCCGCAGGAGUUGGGCUUCGGCCAAUUAGAAUUCACGCCCACGGUCGUCUCAAAAAUAAGGAUAUCCGCACCGUUCCAAGUCGCCGCCGCGAUCCUGAUCCUUGCUGCAACAGUGUCAGCUCUGAUCGGCCAUUGUUAUUCCGAUCACAGGACCCUCGUGGCCUGCGGACUCUUUCUCCUAAGCGGACUUUCUUUGGGCGGCGGAUUGAUAGUUCUGGCAUCAGCCUUAUCGGAUGCGUCAUUGGAGCUGCCGGGAAAGUACAGCCUGCCGUCUACGUCCGGCAUGCAAAUGGACGAUAACGGUCUACCUCAGUACCACUACGGCUGGUGCCUUCAGCUCUCGGGAUUAGCGCUGAUGCUCGCGGAAGUGGCGGCCGUUUUAACCAUGUCCGGCUACAUGGCGCGCUUCUCCACGGUUGAGGAGAUGGUGAGAGUCAUGGUGCCGGGAGCGGAGAGGAAACUGAGGGAGCAGAGAGGUCUCAGCUCGGAAUAUCUCGUGAGGGCGCAUCAGAAAUCACCAGGACCGCCGCAGACACGACCCUUCGGUCAGCCAACCAAAACGCCUCAAAAAAUAGCCGAAGAGGGAACGUCGUUGCUCUGCAAGUCGGCGCCCGAUAUCUGCGCAGGCUCGAAUCCCCAGGCCAUCAGUUACGUCGAUAAGGCAGACCUGUCCCACGUCUUGCCGGCCUAUCCGGAUAACAAGGGCAUCGAUCCGCGGUACAACUUCGACAAGACCGAGGGCAACGUAGUGGAUUCCCGACUGAGCGGCUUCACCGACAAGGAGGGCUUUAUCGACACCCGGAUCCUGUCCGACUCCAGGCAGAACAUGAUCGCGUUCACGGAUACCAACAAGGACGCGGGCCAGGAGCAACGGUACGCCGCUGACUUUGCCGCGACGAGGAGCGCCGAGACCCAGGACAUCGUGGACUCGAGACUGAGCGGCUUCGCCGACAAAGAGGGUCUCCUCGAUUCCAGACUCAGCGGCUACGUCGACAAGAACGAGUCCUUGCUGGACACCCCAUUCGGCUACGACACCAGAUUCAACAGUCUGGCUGGCCAGACCGUGCCGAUCACCCUGAAGAAUCAAAACACGUCCGUGUCGGCCAUCCAGUCGCAGUACAUAUAUCAAAACUUCGGGACGAUACACUCGGGCAUCCUGAAGGUUUCGGAACCCGGCACCAGCUCCAGCUCCAAUUCCAGCCAGCGCAGCAUGACACUCCAGAACCCGAAGCGCAAGUCGCAGAUCGCCCAAAACACCUUCAGCACGAUGGAAUGUGAGAGGAAGAAGCGGGCGUCCGGCCUGACCGGCAAGGCGAGCUUUUACACCGGAAGUGCUGUAUGACCACCACCUCCACCUCCGACCCCAAAAUAACUCCCAGAAGAGGAGACCCCACUGUAGCCCCAAACUAGGUGAGACUACUGAUCCAGAUUGGGUUGGAGGAUGCGGAUUGCGAGGAAACUGAAGAGGAGAGAUUUUCUACCAACGGAACCUGUACUAGAUAAUUGUACGCUUGCGACAACGUGUGCGAAACAAAGAAAAUGAGUUCUUGUUUGCAGGUUCCUGCGGUGGAUUUGAAAGGGAGUUCAACUACGAUUAAAGCGUUUGUCUCUCGAGAUGCAAUUAAGGGCAGAAAAUUCUUGAAUGUAAUUCGCGUGGAGAUUCAAACGUAACUUUACGCCAAUAAUGUCGUGGCCAAAACACACACUUACAUAUACACACACAUCAUGCGAGUCGAAUGAGAGAAGUAAAGGUAAACGAGAUCGAAAUUGCUCUUAUCAUUUUACAUAUUGAAGGAGUAAAAUAAUGUCUCUGUCACACUCGUUGUUAAGAUUUAACUUUAACUCGACAAGUAAUCGCGUCUCAGCUGCAUAACCAAUCAAACAAAGCUGUGUAAGGUGCUCUCUUAAAUGGAAUCAGUGUAUUAUCAAUGAUAAAUAAAUAGUAUAUGGUUUUAGUUAUAAGAAUAGCAUUGCAAACGAUGAAAUCUGUCACUGAAAGUAUCAGUUAGUGAGUAGUUGGGGUUCAAUCAGUGAUAUUUUAUAAAAUGCCUCUUACAAUAUUAUAAUAUGAGAUAAAUUU